Molecule: messenger RNA, 7541 nt
Organism: Patella vulgata (common limpet)
Lineage: Eukaryota; Metazoa; Mollusca; Gastropoda; Patellidae
Product: protocadherin Fat 2
Exons: 24
Coding region: 334-4977 (1547 amino acids)
Biological process (GO): homophilic cell-cell adhesion
Cellular component (GO): plasma membrane; catenin complex
Molecular function (GO): cadherin binding; calcium ion binding
Source: RefSeq, a predicted model, not a curated record
UAUUUCAAGCGGACGGGUAGCCCACUGGUUGACACUCAAUACUCCUUAACUGUAGCAUGUAAAAAUGAUGAACAGAUUAAAGAUACCAGGACUGUGACCGUGGAUGUUACCCAAAAUAAUCCUCCAACUGUUAGCUCCAAAUACAGUGGAACUGUUGAUGUGCCUACAUCAACACCAGGAUCAACAAUAUAUACUUUACUGGCUACAGAUCAAGACGGCGAUGCUCUAACUUAUAGUCUUGUAAAUUCGGUAGCUGGUUUCAGCAUAGAUUCCAAUAAUGGUAACAUCAUAACAUCCAACGAUCUGAGAUUAUCAGAUGAUGAAACAGUUGUCAUGGAUAUCAAAGUCUCUGAUGGUAGCCCUGCUGCUGACGUCACUACAGAAUUAACCCUUACAAUGACAAAUUUUAACAAUAAACCCGUAAUUACCAACAUGCAGACUGUGAGCGUCCCAGAGAAUACGCCAAGUGGUAGUGAGAUUUUUAAAUGCAUAACACAGGAUACGACAGUUUAUGACGAAUUGAGUUAUUCAGCUGUUUUUACACCGGCUACGGCUACAACUAUCUUAGAUUUUGACACCUCUACUUGUGCUUUUACGAUCAAAGAUGGACAGCAAUUCGAUUUUGAGAAAAUAUCCAGCUACUCUAUUAAAAUAACUGUUAAUGAUGGGUUUAAAUCGGACGAAUUCACCAUUCCUAUCAGUAUUAUUGACGAAAACGAUCCACCCAAAUUUACAAAAAGAACUUAUUCCAAAAACGUAGAGGAGGGCGAUAUUGGAUCUAUUACGUUCGAUCCUGCUUUUGAAGCGUCAGAUCCAGAAAAUGAUCAACUUUCUUAUGAAAUUGUCAACUCGUCAAAGCCCGGUAUGUUUUCAGUUCAGAACCAAUUAACUGGAGAGAUAUCCAAUAAUGUUGCUAUUGAUUAUGAAACACUAACUGCAGUUGAUGAUAAUCCUAUUAAAUUGAUUAUACGAGUGAGGGAUGCAACUAGUGGUGAAGAUACAGCGACAGUACUGGUUAGAAUAACUGACAAAAAUGACGAGACACCGGAAUUUGCUUCAUCUUCGAAUUCCUUUAAUAUUUCAACGUCAACAGCAGCAGGUUCCAAACUAUUAACUGUUAAAGCAAUUGAUAAAGACUCACCACCAAAUGCUAUGAUUACAUAUAGUUUAAAAUCGGAGUCACCCGAUGCAGCUGAUCACUUUGAUGUUUUAACUAAUGGCGAUGUGUUGUUAAAGAAAGCUGUUACUGCUCCAUACAACGGUAAUUUCAGGGCAGAAAUAUUGGCUACGGAUCUAGGUGGUUUGAGUAGUACAAUUACCAUCGAAGGCGUAUGGAAUAAAGCUCCUAAGAUACUAGGUCUACCGGCUACAGCUGCCACUUCCAAAGAUCAGACGACAUCAAAGGAUGUUUUUACCUUCAAAACUGAAGAUGUGGAAAAUGAUGAAGUAACUUGUACCAUACCAAGUGUUGUUCCAACGACACCUACUUUAGACCAAACUAAACUUACCAAUGCAUUUUCUGUCAGUGGGUCAGCUACCCCAGGAGAAUUCAAUGUAAGAUAUCGAGGAUCAUCCUUCUAUGAAUUAGAUGGCGAGCACUUCGAAAUAAAUUUAGAAUGUGCAGAUGGUAAUGGAGGUUCAGAUACAGGUAUACUUGAACUAGAAGUCGCACCAAAUAAACAACCCACAGCUAAAUGUAGUCCAACAGCUUCAAUCACAAUCAGUGCAUUAAACAAUGCAAUUGAUGCCGUGGUCUAUGACCUAGUUAUUAAUGACCCAGAAAAUGACCCACUACAAAUUACGUUUAGUUCAUACCCUGAGAAUGGUUUCUAUCGCUUUGAUUCAGAUACGGGUACUGUUAAGGUUAAGAAAGAUUUAAGACUAGAAUCGACAGAUUCUUACCAGUGGAAUUUGACAAUCUUUGAUGGUAACCACAAAGUACUAGAUGGUUCCAAAACAGUAUUUGUUCCAGUGCAGUGUUAUAUAGAUGUUACAGUUUCAGAUCUGAAUGUGGCGCCAACUUUUGCCAAAGCAAAUAACACGAUCGCAUUACCAGAAGAUACAGAACCAGGAACAGUUCUACAUACAUUUGAUGUAACUGAUGGUGAAAAUACAACUAUCAAAUGUGAUAUCACUCCACAAACAGAGGUUCCGCUAUUUGAAUUAGAUAAAAAGCUGAAGACUAUAACGUUAGCUCCGGGUAAAUCGUUUGACUUUGAAGGACCAUACAAGUUAUAUAGUUUUAUAUGUGUGGCAACUGAUGGUUAUUUAUCUGCUACUGGUAGUUUAACUAUAAGUAUAACAGAUACCAAUGAUAAACCUUAUUUCGUUAAACCACUUUAUACUGUUACUGUUGAUGAAGGACAGGUCGGGGCUGUUAAGGCAAAACCAGAUUUCCAAUACGAAGACGAAGAAAAAGCCACACAGACUUAUACUUACUCGCUAAACUAUACUGAAGAAGAUGCUUCAUUCUUUGAUAUCAACCCAACAACUGGAGAAAUCACUAACAUUAAAGAAAUUGAUGUGGAUGCAGCUGCUGCGAAGACUAUGCUCAGUUUUACUGUGAAGAUCACCGACAGUCUAGGUGGCUUUGGGACAACUCAGUUGGACAUAAACCUUCGCGACAUCAAUGAUUUUACUCCGGAACUUGAUCCGACAGUUUAUGAGUAUGAAUUAUAUGAACUUCUGACGGUUGGACAAACGAUACCAGUCAAAGGCGGUGCAGCGGUGACAGCUACUGACAAGGACAAAGAAGACAUCAAUAAAAAUAUUGUCUACAGUCUUGAUUCCGCUAAUGAAUAUUUUGACAUGUCACCAACUGGUGAACUUAGGUUAUUAAAAUCCUUAAACGGCCACUACAACACACAGUUUAAUUUGAAGGUGAAGGCCACAGAUACGGGAAUUAACCCAGGACCUCUAUCUAGUACUGCUCCUAUUAUAUUUACAUGGAAUCAACCACUAGAACUAGCAGGUCUAGAUGAUGUGGGAAAGUGGAAAGAAGAUGACGUUGUUGCGGGGAAGGUACCGAACUCUGACAUUACACUUACAGAUGCUGAUACAGCAGAUAAAGCAUUACUGGAAUGUGUUACUGAUAACGUAAACCCAAACACCGAGGCUUUUGAAGUCAGAAAAGAAGCAGAUGCAAGCUACGCUGUAUAUUACAAUGGUAGACAGAAGUUAGAUUAUCGUUCUAUAUCAAAGUAUACUGUAACUGUUAGAUGUAUAGACAGAUAUGGCGGUGGGUCCGUUGUUAAAACUUUUAAUAUUGAUGUUGAGAAGAACAAGGAUCCUAAACCUUCUUGUCUGCCUUCGGCAACUCUAUCAGCUGACGCUAAAGCACUAACAAAAGCUGGUGAAGUGAUAAAUACAAUCACUGUUGACGAUGAAGAUUCUAGCUCUCAUACUUUCAAUUUACUGAGUAACCCUCCAAAUGGUGCCGCUCCGGCUUUUCGAGUUGGUAGAUUUGAUGGUAAAAUAACAACGACUAUGAAUUUGGGAUUUGUUGAUCGUGAACCCGUCAGAGAACUGCUUGUACAAGUCGCAGAUAAUCAUCAAAAUUCAGUCACUUGUACUAUAGUGGUUAAUAUACAGAAUAUGAAUGAACCACCAAAGUUCGUUAAUAUACCAACUACUAAAGAUAUUGAAGAGACCGCAAAAAUUGGUGACGAAAUCUUGAAAGUGACACUCACUGAUGAAGUAUGUGGUGAUGAUCUUGAUCUCACGUGGACCGUACAACCCUCUGGCAACCGCGAUUUCUUUACUGUAGAAAUUCCGGAUACUGGAAAAGAAGCUACUGUGAAAGUGGCUAAAGAAUUGGACCACGAAACAGAACCAACACAAUAUCGGAUUACAUUCAGAGCUAGAGAUGGUUGUUUAGCUGAAAAUUCUCAAGUUUUAACAGUGAAUGUAAAAGAUGUCAAUGAACCACCCACAUUUAGUAAAGGAGAUAAAUAUUUUGCUAAUAUUUCAGAGGUUGAAACCGGUAUAAUAGAUUUGGACUGCCGAGGUAUUGAUCCGGAUGAGGGGGAAGAACUUACUCUAGAAUUAAAAGGACCACAGGCUAAAUAUUUCAAAGUUAUUGAUGCGGCCAAGUGUCAGAUACAGUUAGUCGGUGAAUAUCCUUUAGAUAAGCCCGACAACGUCGACGGAAAGAAUAUUGAACUGGAGAUGAUCCUGAAAGAUAAGGCUGGAUCAGGUACGCCUCCAGAUGAUCCUACGUCAACUGCAACCGCAACCGCUACCAUAAAUAUUUGGGAUUACAACGACAACACUCCUCUCUUUGAUCAGGCUGCUUACACAGGUACUGAUAUCGUAGCGGGAGAUCCCGUCGGAAAGGUUCUCGGAACGGUGGCUGCUACAGAUAAAGAUUUUGAGGAAAAGACCAAUGGGAGAAUUGAAUAUUAUUUACGAAGCUGCACAAAUGGUGGCGAUCCUUAUAUAGGAGUACUGGGUGAUGGAACCAUUGAAUUAAAACAAGAUUUGGCAACGAGCGGGAUCCCUUACGGCACUAUCUUCAGCUGCAGCGUAGAAGCUAGAGACAAGGGAAUUUAUCCUGGGACUUUAUCUUCAACAGCUCGUUUUGACGUUGUUUAUCAAGAACCACCUGAAGUUGUGAACACUAUUAUAGUCCCCGUUACUCAAGAUCCUGGAACAGAUACUGGAGCAGGCGCCGGAGCAGGAGCAGGCGCCGGAGCAGGAGCAGGCGCAAGUGCGAGUGCUUCGUCGAGUUCAGAAGAUUUCCUGAAUUCGCCAGCAGCUAUAGCUGUACUAAGUGUACUUGGAGUAGCAUUGUUUGCCCUUCUGUUGGCCCUUUUGUUGUUCCUGUGCUGUCGGUUCUGUUUGGGGAACUGUGGAGGCGGUGGAUCAGGCACGUGCUGCAACAAUGGAAGUGAUAUUGCCGGAGGAGAUUACUACUCAUCACGACCAGGUAGUGGAGGUCACAACAGUGUUCGACCCUCACCGGUCAUGCAUCCUUAAAACCAAUUAUAAUACAAUAGUGUGUAUUCAGAGACUAGCUGAUUACCAUAAUAUAUACCAUGGCGAUUCUACGUUAAAGAUAUUACUUUCUACACAAUUACAAUAUAGAUGAACGCCGUGUUGUACAAAUAAGUUGUGAUUAAUAAGGUUACGACAAAAUCGGCGCAAAAAAAACCAACAGAACAGAACAAAAUUCGCAAACCCGGUGUUGUAGUUUGACUCAGUUCUCUGUUUGUUUCGGCACUUUACAUUUUCUUCUUUUUUUUACAAAUAUUGAACUUAACCUAAACAUUUUUGGCUACAAAUAUUGACCAUAACUUUGAUUAUAAAAGGUUAUAAAACAAAGAGUAUAUCUGGGUUGUUGAAAAGCACUGAAUUGCACAGGAACAAUAGAAAAUAACUGGACGAAUCAAUUGUAGUCUGUAUAAAAAUAGGAACCAUAGUGUUAUGAUAAAGAAAACUUAACAGAUGUAUAUCUGCCAAACUGGAGACCCUUGCAAUGAGUCGACUCUUAGAGAUACAGAGUCAACUCAGGCUACCGGUUGAAACCAGAUGGAGCCAUUUUCUGGUUAAUGUGAAUACUCCCUGCAGGGGCGGAUCCAGGCCCCCCCCCCCCGCUCAGCUACAUAAUUUUUUUUGUAAAUCAAAACUUUUUAUGAGAAAUGUUUCUCGGCCGUGUGCUUUAUCCUUUAUCGUCAGAUAUGGGACAGGCAGGAUGGGCACUCAAAGCACGAGAUAAUGAUAUAGACAUUAUGUGAUAUCACAAUUAAUGCUUUGCAUCCAUGAAAUUGAAUCACAAUGUCAUUGUAUUAAUUCAUAAUAAAAAUUGACGUCAAACGAGGUUUUGAAUUUCUCUGUUAAAAAGCUCAAUGUGUAUGUAUAUACGCCAAAAUGACGAUAGAGACCAUGCGGGAGGGGGGGGGGGGUACAUUGUCUCAGGAACCUGGCAAACCCCCACCUGCAAAAAUUCCUGGAUCCGCCCCUGCCCUGGAUAUAUUAUUUCAUGUAAAAAUAGCUGUUACAGUUUCAAUCGCCAUUUUAAACAGUAUUAUUUAUUCAAAAGGAGGUGAUAAUAUUUUCUAAUAGGUAUUUUGUUUCUCACUAGAUUAAAUAUUUAGAAUUAAAAAUGGAUUAAUUAUUUGCUUUUUUAGUUGAUUAAAUUUGCUUUUUUUAAUACGAGACGUCGAUUGUGUGAUACCAAAAAGAAACAAAUUCUAUCAAAAUCUGUUAAUAUUAAAUAUUAUUUAAUUAUUUUUAUAUUAAUCUGAUUGUGCAAUUAUUAUUUUUCUUAAUUGAUAUAUAAAUUCUUCAUUAUUUUUCUGUGAUCGAUAUUCCACGAAUGCCAAAUUUGUACAAAAAUUAUAACUAUUACUAUUCUGUACAUCUCAGAGAUUAAUUUUUCAUUAUUAAUGUAUGUGAUGAGCUGUUCCAUGAUUGCCAAAUUUGUUCAGAAUUUUCGUAUUCCUCUUUUAGUAACUUAUUUAGAAAUAAAAUUUGAUUACACUGAUGCAAAAGGUGAACACAUCGAAUUAAAAGAUUUUUGGGUAUUAUUUCAAAUUAAACCUACAUUAUGGAAGCGCUAAAUCUGUCUAUUGCAGGUCUUUCUUUAGGCCUGAAAUGUUAUCUAAAUUAUUAAUUAGACAUUAAUUACCUUAUUCAGACCAUAAUCAACUCUAGAUGGCAUUGCUAGCCUGCGAUCUUUAGUGGAUUGUGAGCCGAUUUACUGCCUAACUUUCCUUCACGAUUUAAGGAGUUAGUUUCUCCAGAUUCUGUGGUAUAAAAUUUAUAAUACAGUAUGUCUAUUUUGGUACUCCACGCUUUUAACUGUCACAUAAGAUUAUAUCAUUUGGAUUUAUAUGAGAAACUUAUCCUUACGGUGAAAACACCGAUUGUCUUUUCGUGUGGUGUCUAAGGUUCGAGAAUUCAUCUGUACUUACACUCAAUGAUGAACUAUUACUUAGUAUUGAAAAUUUAACAAAUAGAUGGAAGUACGAAUUAUACUGAAUGAAAUGGGGGUUUAACAUACUACUUUUCUGCACCCAAUCUGUUUCACAGAGAAUUACGAGUCUAGUAAUAUCUCUGUCAAAGAUGACUACCUUAACACGUGCCGCCACAGCACGCGGCGUCAAUCAUUGGCUGAAUGGCGCGUGCAUUGUUUACAUAAGACAUUACUGCUUCGGGCAGAAUGCUGCCUUUUAGUCAUUUUAAUACCCAUUUACACUAAAUAGGAAAUAAUCUUUACCUACAAAUACUUCAAACGGCUUUAUUUUUCCAAUACAUAAAAAAAAUGUUUUAGAAUUUAAUUUGUCGCAGGAAAAAAGUUAAUAUUUCUGGCUCAUUAAGUCGCAUUGAUGUCAUCCUUAUCAGUGAUUGUAGAGGCCUAGCGAAAAUUCACUGCUGAUCAGUGUGUUCUGCACCAAGCUGGCUAAAGGCCAGGGGCAUUUGCACCAUGCUAUGAGGGACGUUUAGUCCGAACAGCAGCCUACUCUUAUUUCUAAUUUCAAUUGUCACAGGUUCUUUCAUCCCUUUCUUAUUUUGAGCCUAAUUAAAUAAAUGUGUUUUAA